ACACUACGUCGUCUAGCCUGAACGUAUUUAAUUUAUUUUAAAAAAUAGUAAUAGCGAUAAAGAAGUGAACUAAUAUUUUGUUUUUGACAAUUCUAUAACAAGGGGAGAGUGUUACGGCGGGCUGCAGGAAAGUCGACUGCAUCGAUUUGGUGUGAUUGCAGAAUAAUUGUAGUGGCUAACGCAUCCACUUUGUGUGACUAAUCCAGGCGUCUUUCUGGGAAAAGUUGCCGGGAUGGCGGUAGGUGAAAACAGGCGAUGAAUCCCCUCCUCCGAGGGUUGCAUGGCAAAAUCAUCUGGAGGAAUAAAAACGGUUGUUUUGGAUGGAGCACUUUCACACUGUGAGAUUCAACGCCAUGAGCGUGAUUCACAUCUAGCUGUGGACACUUGAGGUGGGAUCGAGCCACAAAGACCGGACCACCAGCACCACCUGUGUGUGUCCACGGACAUGGAUAAACUGACUGUCAUAUCAGGAUGUCUCUUCCUCGCUGCAGAAGUCUUCGCCAUCGCCAGCAUCGCGAAUCCGGACUGGAUCAGCACCGGAGAAUCAGCCGGCUCUCUGACUGUCGGUCUGGUCCGACAGUGCCAGACCAUUCACGGCCGAGAUCGGACGUGCAUUCCCCCUCACAUGCCCCCGGAGUGGGUCACAACCCUUUUCUUCAUCAUCCUGGGCAUCCUCUCGCUGACCGUCACUUGUUGUCUGCUGGUCAUGUCCCACUGGCGUCGUGAGGUCGUCCGAUAUGCACGCUGGAUCGCCUUCACAGGACUUGUCCUCUUCUGUAUGGCCGCCCUCAUUUUCCCAAUUGGCUUCUACGUCAAUGAGGUUGGAGGACAGCCAUACAAGCUGCCCAACAACACCGGGGUGGGUUCUUCCUAUGUCCUCUUCGUUCUGUCCAUAUUUUUCACCAUCGUGGGCCUGCUGUUUGCUGGGAAGGUUUGCUUACCCGGCUGACGUACUUUACACAUGGGAACUCUUGGCCAUUUGGUGCCCGAAAAUGCAGACUCUUUUUUUUCUUUCCCUUUUCGUGUCCUCAUGGGAGGCUUGGCACAAGACUUCCGAUACAUCCGUCCAUCUGUUUGCUCAGAGGGAGUGAGUGUCGUCCUGAAGGAGCGGACAUGCAGGGGAAUUUUCCAAAGAUGGAUUUAAAUAAGGGCGUAUUAUCAACCAUCUUAUGAAGGAACCAGAUAACCUCUCUCACCCCGUUUACAAAAACUGGGACGAGUAUGAUUGUAAAAAGCUGUUGUAUGAGCAGCACAAUCCAAUCUGUAACAAAUUCAGUGACAUUUUUGUAUUUAUUUUCUUGUUUUGUAAUUCUUUUUGAGUAAAAAGUAAUAUAUUCCAGUGCAUAGCCACCAUUAACAUGUAGGGAUCAAACUGCCUUAUAAAUGUGUAUUCGUUUUGUGCUUUAGGAUUUUCUUUUUUGUCAUGGAAACAAAUAACUGAAUACAGUGAACUCCCGCUAUUUCACAAAUAACUAAUUACAGUUAAUUAAAUACAAUGUAAAGCAUUCAACUCUUCACAUUUUUGCUUCAAUUCAUGGGUAUUGUCCUGCCACGUCUGGCCACCUGGGGGCAGUAUAAUUCAGGCGUAGUCGAUGUACAAUCACUCUUAACAAAGGAUAAAGAAUACUGUAUAUGCCUGUGAGCAUUGUUAUAUUAUCGGUCAACAUGUUCCCCCGCACUUUGUAUUCAAAUAUCAAUUUCUUUAAAAGCGCAAAAGGGUGCGAUUGCGAAAGCCGAUACCACAAAUAUGUGGGGGUUCACUGUGUUAGAGAAAAGUUGUUUUUUAGUAAACAAAUAAAUCUAUUUUCUGUGUCAUAAUG
Messenger RNA from Syngnathus typhle (broad-nosed pipefish), 1820 nucleotides. RefSeq lists its product as uncharacterized. The transcript has 3 exons. Gene Ontology annotation, biological process: negative regulation of smoothened signaling pathway. Lineage: Eukaryota; Metazoa; Chordata; Actinopteri; Syngnathiformes; Syngnathidae. The record is from RefSeq and is a predicted model, not a curated record. Bases 446 to 949 code for a protein of 167 amino acids. Gene Ontology annotation, cellular component: Golgi apparatus; ciliary membrane.